Molecule: messenger RNA, 1594 nt
Organism: Spirometra erinaceieuropaei
Lineage: Eukaryota; Metazoa; Platyhelminthes; Cestoda; Diphyllobothriidea; Diphyllobothriidae
Source: the annotation of a GenBank genome assembly
AUGCUCCUCCUACUCUUCGGUGGCGGAGUCAGCUUAGCUGUCUUUCCAACCAUUGUAAGAUCGAUACUGUGAUCGCAUUAUUGAAAAGUUUCAAGCAACCGUCAUCUCCACCAUGAACGAAUCACUCACGAAAGAAUAUGGAAAACACGGCAUAGUCACGGACGCAUGGAACUUUGUUCAGUCACAAUUACGUUGCUGCGCCGUCUUGGAUAAUGGCUGGAUUGCAUACAGGGGGUCCUGGUGGGACCACUCCGUUAAUGUAGAUAUCUUCGCAAUGUCCUCAAAAUUGUCAGGUAAGUGUAAUAUUUUUUUCUGAUUGUCCUCCCAAGAAAAUAGCUAUUUCUACAAACUAGUCCCUAUUUCGUGCUGUUUAACUAUAAUCGACCCCCUAACAGGGUGGCCAACAGAUGUUUACAGAAGUAUCACGCAAUGUCAGAAUUGGCAAUAUGGUCCACCGCGUUUCGAAAAUGGGGCCCAUAACGAUGCUAUUUACUAUCGAGUAAGUAAUAUUUCAAUUUACUCGGCCAGGGUUGUUUCUCGGCAAUCAAAUCUUAUCUAGAGCGAUAUAGUCGACCUAUCGCCGGACUGUCUAUUUUUAUGUUCUUCUUACUGGUGAGUAAAAACUUUUAGUCUUCUCUUUCUUAAACUUUAGUCAGGACGAUCCGUUAUUUGCUCUCAACUCUAACUGCCAAGCCCCUUUCUCUUCCUGAGCAUUUUGCUUACAUCACAUCUCUUGCUCAACAUAACGGGACAUACCUUGAUGUCUGAAAUUGCAUCAUAACGCAAAUAGGAUUUUGACCAAGCACAGGGGACUCAGGGUUGUUCAUAUGUUCAUUUACAUAAGUAUGUAAAACACGAGCGAGUGCGCCCUUCAAACCCUGACAUCGACCUCUGUCUACGUAAAGUGACUUUCUUAUCGGUUUCCUUACCGUAAAUAUGCACAAAUAGUUACAAUAAUCGUCUGAAAACGACGAGUUACGGUUUGAUUAUUACCUGUAAUAAUCCACCAGCCUAUCAACACUGACGAUGUGCUGGCUGAAUCAGUUGAUUCCGCAACAUCAGUGUCCUGGUGCGUGUACCUAACUCCGGCCCACUUUUAUGAUUUGUUAAAUUGAAUAUGACUGAGUCGUCUAGAUGCAUCCAUUUUACCAAGGUGAGAAACGUUCGUGCAACCAUUUCUACAAUACGAACCCAAACAACGCAGUUACAAUGCAUUCUGAAAACAGUUAACCUGUAGUGGCACGUGCAACAGACUUAGUUUACACGGAUUCUUACUUCUUGUACAGAAAACUCGUAAUUUAUCCUUCAGCCGGAACGGCAUCUCACUCAAUCCUUUUCAAAUCGUCGUCCCACUAUUCGCUAUCUUUUUGCGGUGGCCUUGUUUCUAGCUGUCAAAACGCUAUAUAUGAACACAUACCUGACUGUUUGCUCUUUCUGUAAACUGUUUUCUCUAUAUUCCAUAGUUAUUUGCCGUCGUUGUAUCUGUCUUACUGCUGAGAAAUAUGGACAGAAAUAUGAAGCAGAGAAAGGCGCCGAUCUAAGUACUCUCGACCUCAUCCGACCAGGGCUCAAGCAACGUAGUCUUCCAUCUUGA